Molecule: messenger RNA, 1570 nt
Organism: Ceratotherium simum simum (southern white rhinoceros)
Lineage: Eukaryota; Metazoa; Chordata; Mammalia; Perissodactyla; Rhinocerotidae
Gene: SCRN2
Product: secernin 2
Biological process (GO): proteolysis
Molecular function (GO): dipeptidase activity; cysteine-type exopeptidase activity
Source: RefSeq, a predicted model, not a curated record
CCGGCUCCGCCCCUGGGCAAGGCCUUCCAGGUCACCUGGGAGUCUCCGCCCAAUGGGACAGACCUGACCCGCAGCGGAGGCGGUAGUGCUCGGGACCAAGCUGGGGAUCUUGGAGGGAGACAGGAUGGCAUCAUCGGGCCCUGACCCACCAUGUUCCUGCGACUGCUUUGUCUCAGUGCCCCCUGCCUCGGCCAUCCCAGCCGUGAUCUUUGCCAAGAACUCUGACCGACCCCGGGACGAAGUGCAGGAGGUGGUGUUUAUACCAGCAGGCACUCACAUUCCUGGGAGCCAGCUCCAGUGCACCUACAUUGAGGUGGAGCAGGUGUCGAAGACCCACGCUGUGAUCCUGAGCCGCCCUUCUUGGCUGUGGGGGGCUGAGAUGGGCGCCAAUGAGCAUGGUGUUUGUAUUGGCAACGAAGCCGUGUGGACCAAGGAGCCCAUUGGGGAGGGGGAAGCCCUGCUGGGCAUGGAUCUACUCAGGCUGGCUUUAGAACGGAGCAGCUCAGCCCAGGAGGCUGUGCACGUGAUCACAGGCUUGUUGGAGCGCUACGGGCAGGGGGGCAGCUGCCGAGAGGACCCCACACCAUUCUGCUACCACAACACCUUCCUGCUGGCCGACCGGACUGAGGCGUGGGUGCUGGAGACGGCAGGGAGGCUAUGGGCUGCACAGAGGAUCCAGGAGGGGGCCCGCAACAUCUCCAACCAGCUGAGCAUCGGCACGGACAUCUCGGCAGAACACCCCGAGCUUCAGACCCAUGCCCGGGCCCAGGGCUGGUGGGGUGGGCAGAGCACCUUUGACUUCGCUCAGGUCUUCUCCCUGACCCAGCAGCCCGUGCGCAUGGAGGCCGCCAAGGCCCGCGUCCGGGCCGGGCAGGAGCUGCUGCAGCAGCAGCAAGGGGACAUCACAGCAGAGGUGAUGAUGGGCAUCCUCAGGAACAAGGAAAGUGGCAUCUGUAUGGACUCUGGAGGCUUCCGCACCACGGCCAGCAUGGUGUCCAUCCUGCCCCGGGAUCCCACACAGCCCUGCGUUCACUUCCUCACUGCCACACCAGACCCGUCCAGGUCAGUGUUCAAACCUUUCAUCUUUGGGGUUGGGGCAGCCCAGGCCCCCCAGGUGCUCUCCCCCACUUUUGGAGCACAGGACCCUGCUCGGACCCUGCCCCGAUUCCAGACUCAGGUGGAUCGCCGGCACACUCUCUACCGUGGACACCAGGUGGCCCUGGGGCUGAUAGAGAGUGAGCAGGGUCGGGGGCAGCAGCUCCAGCAGAAGCAGCGGGAUCUGGAGCAGGAAGGCCUGGAGGCUGCGCGGAGGCUGCUGGCUGGGGAGUGGACCCCACCCCCCCAGGAGCUGGGCGGCCUCUUCCAGGCCUUUGUGGAGAGGGAGAGCCAGGUGUAUGCCUGAGCACCCCAGCUCCUCUCAGCCUGGGCUGGGGUGCGGGGGGCUGGGGGAUGGGUGCAGGACCCUGGGGUAGUGGGAUCAGAGCAAUCCCUUCACCCCGCUCAGCCUUGUUCUGAGUGGCCAGCUCGGCCUUUGCCUUAAUAAAUGUCUUUUAUUUCCUUGUUCAGUGAA